GUCAGUGCGGGCACUCAAGCGGUUUCUAAAGAUAAAACGGAAAAAGAAAGUAUUCAUCGCCGCUUCUUUUUCACGCGGCGUUUCUCGUAUAGGGUACGAGGAUGCGCUACAUCCCCCAAGGCGACAGAGGGGCGCUCUUUCCUUUUCGACGCACUAGCGCACGGCAGGGAAGCUCCCACAAAGACUUCCCGGGCAGGUGCCGGCGACUAUGGAGCGGCCGGGCGAGGGGACGGCAUGGCCGCCCACAGAGGUGGGUGCGGGAAGCGCCGCUUCAGUCCCCGCGCUGCUAGGCGCGCCGGAGGGCUCGCCACCUUGGCUGCAGCCACCGGACUCAGGCUGGGAACGAGUUCGGGAGCUCUUUUGGCGGAAUGAACAAAAUGAAUACCCAGAAGAAACUAUCAAUAUAAUUAAAGCAACAUUUACAGGGGGUGUUAUUGGCUUGGUCUAUGGAGGUGUGCCUGGAUUUGUAAAUGCCAAAAAGCAGUAUAUUGAGCAGUGUAAAGGAGAAAUCUACCAUAAUCGCCUGGAUGCUGUGCAAUCUAUGCAACGUGUAGCAAUCAGGGGAUUCAUCCGAUAUGGCUGGCGGUGGAGCUGGAGAGUUGCUGCUUUUGUAGCAAUAUUCAACACAGUGAAUACUGGCUUGUCUGUAUAUCGUGAUAAAAGCACCCUUGGUCACUAUACCAUUGCUGGAGCUUGUACUGGAGGCUUGUUCAGAAUGCACUUGGGCUUGAGAGGUCUGGUUGGAGGCAACCUUAUUGGAGGACUCUUGGGUGUCUCUGCAGGAGCAUUAGUAAUGGCACUGCAAAAAGUCGCUGGAGAAACCUUUAUUGAGAGAAGGAAAAGGAAGCAAAGUGAGCUACGUGAGCUUAAGAUGGCAACGUGGAGGGCCACUCUUGAUAUCUCUGAAGAUAUUUCAGAAGGAACAGAAGGUGUCCUGCAGGAAAAAGAUGGUAUCAGAUAAUCUUAGAGAACAGAAAUUCAACUUUAAAAAUUGACUGAAAGCCCUUUGUUACAGGGGAAGAAGUUUGAAUGCCUCUGGAAACAUAAAUAUGUGCAGGUGACAACAGAACUUUAAAAGAUAAAAAAAAAAUAAAGGAGUGUAAAAAUAAUUACUGGAAAUAUUUGUAUUAAACAUACAUGAAUUCUUGGAUGUGGUACUACUGCUCCCUUGAAUAAAAAAAGUAGGAAAUAUUUUCGAAAAGCUAAGGCCACUGUUCAGUUUAGAGCCAACAGCAUAAUUUAGCCUUCGCUGGUGGCAAGAAGUAUUGGGAAUGUGAGGUCACUGGCUAGCCUCACAUUCCCAACACUUCUUACCUGACACAGUUGUCUCAAAUGCCUUUGCUGCUAUUUCUCUUCCCCUGAUACUGCCACCAGUGAUCGUGAGCUAAGUUUGCUCUAUCCCUGCAACUGUUACUUUGGAACUAAUUAUCUCAUUUGGGUGAAUGCUAGAAAAAUGAAUUGUUUCUAUGUCCAAGUAAGCCCAUAUCCAGCUCCAUCUUUACUCUCCCAUUUCAGCAAACAACAGUGAAAUGGAGAUGAAUGAUAAAACGUUUCUCUCAACUGUGAGAUGGGUACUGACAUCUAACUAACCUUAUGUAUAUAGUGAAUGCAUCAACUGAUUUUUUGCCAUAAAUAUGGCAAGGAAGGAAACCACAUACCACAAUUAGAGAUUGUGUGAAUUGGUCCAUGAAGAAUUGUGGUUAUUGAGCAUUUAAACCAUUCUUUGAGCCUAGUUCAGCUGAUCCAAUCAUAUUUUACUUACAAUGAUUUCAAAGAUAAUGUUUUUAGUGUUUAAGAAAUAGUACAUAAAAGUUAAAUUGAAAACUGUUAUAUUACAUGGGUUGCAAUAUAAAAGUCAGCAAUUUAUAUACAUUACACUAAUGUAUGUAUACAGAUCAGGAGGGAGCAGAACUAAAUUGUUUUAUGUUUCCUAUAUAAAUUUAUAACAUUUAUUCAAAGAUUUUUGCCUCAGCAGAUUUUAGUCAAGUGCCAUUUCAUAUACAGUAUUUAAGAAGCCAAUGUGAAAAUGGGAGAUAAGGUAUUAAAAAACAUUUUGGGUAGCAUAAAAAUGCAUUCUUAAGAGAGGUUUGCAGGAAGAUCUAGCUAAUUCAGUCAAAAUGACUGAUGAAAGAAGUCUGUAUUAUGUGAUAGCACUGAAAGAAGGAAUGUUUUUCCCUUCCCCCUUUAUUAAUAACAUGCAUUUUGGCAGGUGAAUUUUAAUGUAGGUGUUUACUUUUUUUGAAGAAGCUUUUUGAAAUAAGAGAAAUACUUGUCUUCAAAAGUGGUAGCACUGAAUAGUCAUGAGCAUGCUAUCUGCUUUUUGUAAUGGCUGGAUGACUUCUGUUCAGCAAAGAAAAAUGGCUGCUUUCAAGCAUGUGUGUGUGUGUGUGUGUGUGUAAUAUAACCAAUAUCUCAUUGUCAUAGUCAAGUAAAUUAGGAUGAAAUUCAAAUUCUUAGCGUUAAUCUGAAUUUUGUGGUACUCCAAAGAUUUAUAAUUGUAUAAGCGGGGCAGAGUUAUUUUCACUGUAAAUGAGGGUCUGAAACAAAUGUUUCUCAGAAAGCUCCGCAGUGAUUUGUCAACUGCCUAAGGUUUAAUGAACAGGGAUUGAUAAGAAACUCUUCUGAGAACAGUCAGUGUCUCCUGAUUGAAUUGUCAACAUUGUUGAUUGGAUGAGACUAUCCAUAAAGGGAAAUACAAAAGUUUAAUGGGAGAAAAAUUAUGGAAUAGAGUUGACAGUUCAAACAGCAAAGCCUUUGAGAAAGUAUCUACAGUGACCAUAUGAAAUCAAGAGCCAUUUUAAAAUAAGACUGGAAUGUGAUAUUUGUUACAAAUCACCUGAAUUAAAAUGUAAGAAUUACUGAGCCUUUUGAGCAAUUUA
Python bivittatus (Burmese python) is the source of this 2879-nucleotide messenger RNA. It is a transcript of the gene TIMMDC1, whose product is annotated as translocase of inner mitochondrial membrane domain containing 1. The record is from RefSeq and is a predicted model, not a curated record. Gene Ontology annotation, biological process: mitochondrial respiratory chain complex I assembly. Gene Ontology annotation, cellular component: mitochondrion. Lineage: Eukaryota; Metazoa; Chordata; Lepidosauria; Squamata; Pythonidae.